AGAAGUUGAAGAUCUCAAGUUAUGAGGAAAGAUGACAGCACAGGCUUGCAUUUCAACCGGCGUUUAGACCUAGUUUGUAUGUUGACCAAUGUUGUGCCAUGUCUAAUAGCAGAUGCAAUGAUGGCCAAGAUACUCCUUACAAGCAACAGGCAGCGCUAGAUCCAACGUUUCAACAAUGUGCCAACUCUGUUUACCUUCAAGAUGUUCCAGCCAGUCCAAACCAUUCGGUUUCUUCACAAAACAACUAUGUAUCACAUGAUACCGGUGCAAUCUUGCUGUGUUCUGAGUCGCUGUCUUCGACGCAGUCUGGCGAUGACUCCCAGAAACUGGUGCCGGCCAAGCAGUCCGUUGUGUGGAACCGGGUCGACCACCCCAACAACCGGACCACGGUGCAGUAUGCACUGAUUAUUGGCAACAACCACGUGGACAUCGGCUCGCACCACAAGUUCCUGAAAAACAAUGUGCUCGUAACACCGCUGACCACCGACAAGGAGAAUAACAUUAUCUACCCGAGCCCUGUACUGGACUGUCUAUCCACGGACCAUGACGAGUGCCAGGGCAAACGGAUGAACAACUCGGAUGGAUGUGACCGAAACCGAAUCAGCAGUUGCGCAGUUACAAGCCAGGAGGGUGGUUCUCGUUGGUCGCCGGGCGGUGUUGGCGCUGUGAGUCAGGCUCACAACACUGCAGCGGCACCACCUGCAGAGGGAAUGCUCAGUGGCAGGUCGACUACAGGUCACGGUCACGGUCACCAAACACAGAGCGAUUCCCCGAACACGAUGCUAUCGGCUGGAGCCGUACCCCCAGUGCCGUCUGUCGGCGUCUUCCGUCAGUCGGCGAGCGUGGAGCCCGGACAAAGGCUGUUGUCCGGCGGGCAGUUCAUAAGUGCUGCCGGCUCCCCCCUUGGACCUUACUCCCCCCUGUACAGUGUGCACGGACAGCCCACCCACAUGACUUCGAUAUCUCCUUACAGUGCUUUCUACUCACAGUAUCCGCACGGCGCUGCUGCUGCUGCUGCCGCGGCCGCUGCUUAUUCCCCCGGGACGAUGCUGGCUGCAGCGGGGCACUACCCGCACAUAGAGUCGUAUUCAGCCGUGCUGGCCAGCAUGGGAAACCAGGUCCAGCACGGAGGCCAGUCUCAGCUACCUCGUUCCCCGUUCCUGUCUGGCCACCUACCUCAGUUCUCGGCCCUGGGACCGCCGCCACAGCCACAGCAGCAGCACCGUGUGUCAUCCUCCGCCGGGUCCCCGGGACCGACCCAGAACAUUCACCAGACGUCUGCCCACGGAGCGGGGGCGGCAUCAUCGUCUCCUGCCAUGGUGGGUCACUCUCCGGGAGAGUGCCUGGCCUCGCCCAAGUCCGAGUCACGCGACUGUGAUAACCGAUCUCAGCGAGGCUCGACGAGCAGUUUGAGAGAGGAGAAGAGUUCCAGUCUGUCUCCGUCGGCAUCAGGUGUCCUCGCCACGAAGAGCUCCACCGCGCUGCACGACUCCCCGAAAGGAGGACAUUCAGAGCAGCAUGGAAACAAAGACUCGUUCUAUAAAGUGCCCAGUGGGAAGGAAGGCAGCCUCAAGCACCGAAUACUGACCCGUCCGCCAGACUUGGCCCCCGGAAACGGGUCGCAUGUUGCGGAUGAAUUCAAGUACCAACAACACGCUGCGCCGCUGGACUCGCCACUUUCCAAACGUGCUAAGUUGAGUCAGUUCACUGAGGGAAUGGCGGGGCACCCGGAUCAAGCCCCACCGGUGGCGUCUUCUUCUUCGUCGUCUUUGUGCCGAGACGGGAGACAGGUGGGGCAGUCCGGGCAGCCCCGCUCUCCGGGGUCGCCCCCACCAAACUUGCCCUGCCCCCCGCCCCACCUACACUACCCUCCCCACUUCAUGAAAGGUUCGAUCAUUCAGUUGGCGAAUGGGGAGCUGAAACAUGUGGAAAACUUACAGACUGAGGAUUUCGUGAACAGUGCGGAGAUCAGUGCCGACCUGAAGAUCGACUCGAGUACGGUCGUUCGGAUAAAGGAGUACCCCGAGCGGUCCACUGCUGUGUUGGGGUUCUCUGUGGGCGAACACAGGGUCCAGGUAACAGUAGAAGCAACUUCUGAACAUCCUUUUUUUGUGUUCGGACAAGGUUGGUCGUCUUGUUCGCCGGAGUGGACACUGCGACGGUAUGGACUUGAGUGUCACAAACUGUCUGUAGGCGACGUGUGCAUAUCCCUCACUCACAAAGACGUUUCUCUAUGUGCAGCUGAAAUUAGCAAGCAGCAGGCCUCGGAGAUGAGAGCCUCCCCUUCAGUGACUGCGGACAGGUCGCCAAAAUCGGAAAAUCCAAAUCAGGGACACUCAGUGACGUUUUCCGAAAACCGUGACGAACAAAAUGAAUCCAACAAAUCGCCUGGUCGUGGUUCCGAGAACCGAGAAAGUGAAUCUUUGGACUCUGAUUCGCGGAAACGGCGGUGGAUGGCGUCGGAUUGUCGCAACAAUGAAUCGGAAUCAGACCAGAUGCCUUCGAAGUCAGCGGACAACGGAAAUUCUGUGACAGAAAAUUAAUCAACAUAGUGCUUUUAUUAUAUAUAUAUAUAUAUAUAUAUAUAUAUAUAUAUAUAUAUAUAUAUAUAUAUAUAAUAUGUAUAUAUAUAUAUAUUAUGCUAAUAUCAGACUGUUAACUGUCACGACGAAGUUGGCCAACUCGACAGGUUGCAUUGUAAUUUCCUCAACUCCUUACAACGGGAGAGCUCAGAUUAACAGCUAAUCAAGUCUACACUGAGAAUCUAGUUGUAAGAGCACUCAGACUACCAAAUGGACAGUCCUAGAAGUCAUAAGAGAAGAAAGUUGUACAACUUUGUCAUGGCAGUUGGUAGUCAGAGCCUAGCAUUAGUUCAGGGAAAUUUCACACCCGUGUUGACAGCUUAAAAGUGAUGACUUUUUUUUCUUGCUGAGACAAGUUUUUAAUUCAUGUUUUUAAGUAUUUUGUAUAUACGUGUAUCAGUGAAGUUUGUGUAAAAACCCUGAGCUACAAAUGUUUUUAAAAUCCAGUUGUAAGUACAGUUGUUUUACUGUAUGGUACGUAACUGAAAUAAGUCUCAAAUAUGUGAUAUAUUUUUUAAACUACGAUGUUUUUACCAUAAGAGAUCAUGUGACAUGCUUAUUGAAAUAGGAAAAUAUUUUUUCAGUGUUACAUGUUGGCAGAAAAAAGGAAGGAUUGCUAUUAGGUACUGAAAGGGCUGUUUUAGAAAUAAUAACUUGGCAAGGAAGGCCAUAUUUUUCCCACCUACAAAAUAAAAGUUAAUAAUUUUGCA
Gigantopelta aegis is the source of this 3292-nucleotide messenger RNA. Its product is annotated as ataxin-1-like. The transcript has 4 exons. Lineage: Eukaryota; Metazoa; Mollusca; Gastropoda; Neomphalida; Peltospiridae. Gene Ontology annotation, molecular function: RNA binding; protein binding. The record is from RefSeq and is a predicted model, not a curated record. Bases 99 to 2543 code for a protein of 814 amino acids. Gene Ontology annotation, biological process: regulation of DNA-templated transcription.